Messenger RNA from Penicillium cataractarum, 4380 nucleotides. RefSeq names its product ubiquitin-binding TORC1 subunit KOG1. The record is from RefSeq and is a predicted model, not a curated record. Lineage: Eukaryota; Fungi; Ascomycota; Eurotiomycetes; Eurotiales; Aspergillaceae. The transcript is spliced from 5 exons. Gene Ontology annotation, molecular function: protein binding; protein-macromolecule adaptor activity. Gene Ontology annotation, cellular component: cytoplasm; TORC1 complex. Gene Ontology annotation, biological process: TOR signaling; cellular response to amino acid stimulus; regulation of autophagy. Bases 1 to 4380 code for a protein of 1459 amino acids.
AUGAGGGACCCAACCGCAGAUAUGGAAGAGACCCCCCAGCAACCGGCGACCAACGGGGCGACCGAACCCCGCCGCCCUACCAAGUCAGUUCGAGUCGCGUUUGGACCCGAGCUAGAAACAACCAUUCCCACCCGCGAACGCUCUCCUGCUCCAUUGAGCAGUCACCAUCGCUCCUUCACAACCGUUGAACAGAUGUCCUCCUCGUUGGCCCCGCCUGCUCGCCCCACGAGCUCUGGCGGCGAGAAUGCCGUGGUUUCCCUAGACGAGCCACCUCGACGACCCUCCCCUCGCAGAUCGGAGAGCAGCCGACCCGCCAUGCUGAAGCGAGCACGGAGUGAUUAUGGUCCUAGUCGUGUCACAUUCGACAAAUCGCCGGGAGAAGAUGAGGAAGACUUCGCUAUGCGCCAUGGAUGGCAGGAGGAAUACACCUCCAGCGAAUAUCUCAAGAUUUUGCACUCGAAUUUCUACAUGUAUUUCACGGAGAAACGUCACGAGACCAACGGCAUCCCGCGCGACCCGGACGGAAGCUGGCCAGCUCAGGAGUGGCGCAUGAAGGAUAGGCUCAAGACCGUCUCUGCAGCUCUCGCGAUUUGUCUGAACAUCGGCGUCGAUCCUCCAGAUGUGGUCAAGACGAAUCCCACCUCGAAGCUCGAAUGUUGGGUCGAUCCCACCUCGACCACGGGUGGCGGCCAGAACAAGAUCAUGGAACAGAUUGGCAAGAAGUUGCAGGAACAGUAUGAGACGUUGAGUCUUCGCACCAGAUACAAGCAAUAUCUGGACCCAUCGGUCGACGAGACCAAGAAGUUCUGUAUGUCUUUGCGAAGGAAUGCCAAGGACGAGCGAGUACUUCUACAUUACAAUGGCCACGGAGUGCCCUUGCCCACCCAAUCCGGUGAAAUCUGGGUGUUCAACAAGAACUACACCCAAUAUAUCCCUGUGCCACUUUAUGACCUCCAGUCGUGGCUCGCUGGCCCCAGUCUCUUCGUUUUUGACGUAUCACAUGCGGGGAACAUUGUCCAGAACUUCCAUACCUUCGUGGAGAAGCACGAGAAAGAAAAUGCGGAGGCUAAGAAGCGUGACCCCAAUGCCAUUGUGCAAAACUACAGCGAUUGCAUUCUUCUUGCAGCCUGCCAAAAGAACGAGUCCCUUCCAACGAACCCCGACCUACCCGCCGAUCUCUUUACUUGUUGUCUCACCACCCCGAUUGAAAUCGCGCUGCGAUUCUUCGUUUUGCAGAACCCGCUGCGGACUGAUCUCUCCAUCGACGAUUUCCGUGUCCCAGGUCGCCUCCAGGAUCGUCGCAGUCCGCUCGGAGAGCUCAACUGGAUCUUCACGGCGAUCACCGAUACGAUUGCUUGGAAUACGCUGCCGCGGGCUCUUUUCAAGAAGCUUUUCCGACAGGAUCUGAUGGUUGCUGCACUCUUCCGCAAUUUCCUCCUUAGUGAGCGUAUCAUGCGCACCUACAAAUGUCAUCCCAUCUCCUCGCCGGAACUCCCUGGAACUCACCAGCACGCGCUCUGGAAGAGCUGGGAUCUUGCCGUGGAGAUGGUACUUUCGCAGUUGCCUGCUCUGAUCGAUCACGAGGAGGGUCGCCGACAGUAUGAGUACCAGCAUUCUACGUUCUUCGCUGAGCAACUCACCGCAUUCGAGGUUUAUCUUUCGUCUGGUCCCACGGAGAAGAACCCACCGGAUCAGCUACCUAUUGUCUUGCAAGUCCUUCUCAGUCAGGCUCACCGACUACGCGCAUUGAUAUUGCUGAGCAAGUUCCUGGAUCUGGGCCCAUGGGCUGUCCACCUGGCUCUCAGCAUUGGUAUUUUCCCCUAUGUCGUGAAGCUGUUGCAGUCAGCUGCUCAAGAAUUGAAACCCGUCAUGGUUUUCAUUUGGGCUCGCAUCAUGGCCGUGGACAAUGGAGUUCAGGUUGAUCUUCUCAAGGACAAUGGUAUUCACUACUUCAUCUCCAUUCUCAACCCGUCUUCGCCCAUCCCCGUUGGAAACGCUAGCGAGCACCGCGCCAUGUGUGCCUUUAUUGUCUCCAUCUUUUGCAGGAACUAUCCUCAAGGUCAGAACGUGUGUCUGUCCGGUGAUCUGUUCGACUCGUGCUUAAGGCAUCUUGGCGACGUUGAGAACCCCCUGCUUCGUCAGUGGUCAUGCCUCUGUUUGAGUAUGCUCUGGCGUGAUUUCCCGGAAGCCAAGUGGAUGGGAAUUCGAUGUGCAGCUCCGACCAGACUUUGUGAAUUGAACUUUGACCCAGUACCGGAAGUUCGCGCUGCUAUGCUUCAUGCAGUCACGACAUUCCUUGGAAUUCCCGAUCUGACCGACCAAGUGGCCCAGAUUGAGGAGUCCUUAGCUUUGUCGGUCUUGCCCAUGUCGGCUGAUGGAAGUGUGCUUGUCCGCAAAGAGCUUGCUGUCUUUUUCUCGACCUUUGUCAAGCGCCACCAGAAUAAGUUUGUGGUGGCUGCUUAUGAAGAGCUGCAGGAUGAGAAACGAUCCCUGAUGCACCGUCUGCAAAACGAAAACUCGCACACUAGCCGCAUCGAAGGCCAGAAUGGUGAUAUUAUUAGCGAGCCCAAGCAAACCCAAUUGUCUCGGAACACCACGUUCGGUACAAUCUGGAAACAGGUUCUUAUCCUUUCCGUCGACCCGCACCCUGACAUCGCCCAGGAUGCUGGUAUUAUUGUUGACUACAUUCACCUUGCCCUUCUGGAGUCACCCAUGUCGACUCUUGCUGACAGAAUCAGAAUCGAAAUUCUGGAUCUCACAAGCCGUAUGUCACAACGGUAUCAGGUACAGGAACGACCGGAGACGAAGAAGUCAGCACCGCCCUCAACACCCCCAUCGUCAACAACAGCACCCGCCAAACAAGAAGGCUACCUUUCGCUAGGCUUCAGACGCACUGCCAGUGUUGCCGCCUCUCUAAAGAACCUUGCCUUCGGCGGCUCUGCGACCGAUUCUUCCGAAAAUUCGACCCCUCCAUCGCCAACCUCGAAAAGUCGGAUGCCCAUGACCCCCCGCGGUCGUGCUCCCCCCGAAUGGACGCGCCCUCCAGAAGUAAACGACCAUGUCGCUCCAGCAACAGCUUAUCACCAAGCUCCUACUCCCACGUCUCGAGGCUUCGAACCUAGGAACCCAGAGGUCGCACCCGUUAUCCCGCUGAAGAGCCAUUUCCUAGCCUGGUCCACAGAGGUAAUUCCAUCAUUUGUUUACCGCCCCGUUACCCGAGAGGAGGUCUUGGAGAUUGCUGGAAAUCCCGUACUUACGCUCGAAAAGUAUUUCCGCGAGCCCCAGAUGAAACCGAAUGAACCCGACGAACCCGGUAGUUCCGAUUACAACGAGCGACUUUGGCGACGCGGCCGCAACGAGAAGAUUAUUUCAGAGACGCAACCCCUCAAGGGUAAGGCCGGCACAAGCCGGUGGGACAAUUCGGUUACUCUACUCUCGAACAGCAGCCAGCCGUUGAAGAUGUGCUUCCACCAAUUCGAGGAUCAUCUCGCCGUUGCGGAUGAUCGGGAUACUAUUGCGAUCUGGGACUGGCAGAACCACAAGCGCCUCAACCAGUUCUCGAAUGGGAACCCCGUGGGGUCGAAGAUCAACGAAGUCCGCUACAUCAAUGAGGAUGAUCAAGCCCUUCUCUUGACUGGUUCUUCCGAUGGUGUACUCAAGCUUUUCCGUCACUACGAGUCGGCAAGGAACAUUGAGGUCGUGACAGCUUUCCGGGCCUUGCCUGAACUAAUUCCAAGCAACCGCAACGCGGGUCUCGUGCUUGACUGGCAGCAGGGACAAGGAAAGGCUCUCGUUGCAGGAGAUGUGAAGGUGAUCCGGGUGUGGAACGCAGCUACCGAAGUGUGCACUAAUGAUAUUCCCGCACGCUCCGGUUCCUGCAUCACGUCUCUGACUUCGGAUCAAGUUGCUGGCAACAUUUUCGUUGCGGGCUUCGGUGACGGUGCUGUCCGUGUCUUCGAUCAACGUCUCAAACCCACUACAUCGAUGAUCAAGGUCUGGCGUGAGCAUAAGCAGUGGAUCACUAAUGUCCACAUGCAACGGGGUGGCUUGCGAGAGCUCAUCUCCGGCAGCCGCAAUGGCGAGAUCCGCCUAUGGGAUCUUCGCAUGAAUGGCGCCCUCUCCACUAUCUCCGCCACCAAGGAUACUCUUCGCACUCUGAGUGUCCACGAACAUGCCCCUGUCUUCAGCAUGGGCACAAACCGCCACGAAGUCAAAACCUACAACGUCGAUGGCACAUACCUCUCCACCUUCGAGCCGUACUCGAGCUUCCUCCACCACAACCGCUCCUCUCCCAUCGCUGGUACGGCCUUCCACCCGCACCGAACCAUGCUCGCGUGCGCGGCACUAAACGACCACCACAUCAAUCUCGUUUCUUGCUAG